GAUCAAUGGCCUUACCGCAGACGAAAGAAAUGGAACUGAGAUGAAAACAUUUAAUUAUGUAAAAAUAUAUACAAAUUGUGUACACUUCAACCAGAGAACUUAGAAGAACUUCUUCUUCUAAGUUCUCUGCUUCAACGGCUUAUAAUGCCAUCACUUAAUAUUAGAACCGGUAACUUUUUCAUUGAGUUUGAAUCACCCUGUUGUUGAAAAAGCUGGCAGAAUUAUUGACACUUCACUGCUAUGUUAUAGCGGAAUUUAAGUGUUUGGAUAGCUUACUUUUAUCAAGUUAUUCUGUGAAUGUGGAAAAAUUCGUAGUUAAAUAUCUUAGAGAAGAAGUUUAUCUCCAUUUCAAAGUGUUUUCAUAGUAAAUAAAAUAUGGAUCAAAUGUUGAGUCCUGGGUUUUCCAUUCCCAGCAUUUCUGCAACACCUCUUCAUCAAAUGGAUGCAGAUCAACAGAUUGUGCCUAAUCCUGUUUAUCACCCUGCCGCGGAUAAUCAUGACUUAAAUCACAUGGGAAUGCCUUCGUUAAUGAAUAGUGGAAACUCACCGGCAACUGCAAAUAAUGCUAAUAUGAUUGGCAGUUCGCAUCCCACUUUGCCGACGGCGCAUAAACAAAUGCAAUCGUUUCAGAGUUCCAGUUCUUUAAUGACAAAUGGAGGAGCGCCGCAAAGUCUAAUGCAACCACAAACACCACAAAGUUUGAUGUCACCGAUGGUACCGAUGAGUGAACGUGCCGAAAAUCUUAGCAAUAUACAUCAGACAAUGGGUCCUGCCACUCCUAUGACACCAAUGACACCCGGUUCCGCUGACCCCGGAAUUGUUCCACAACUACAGAACAUAGUUUCAACAGUCAAUUUGUGUUGUAAAUUGGAUUUGAAAAAAAUAGCUCUUCAUGCACGUAAUGCAGAGUAUAAUCCCAAGCGUUUUGCGGCAGUGAUUAUGCGAAUUCGUGAGCCACGUACUACAGCAUUAAUUUUCUCCUCGGGUAAAAUGGUAUGUACCGGAGCAAAGAGUGAGGAUGACUCAAGGUUGGCGGCAAGAAAGUAUGCACGUAUCAUUCAAAAAUUAGGAUUUCAGGCCAAAUUUCGUGAUUUCAAAAUCCAAAACAUGGUCGGAUCAUGUGAUGUGAAAUUUCCUAUUCGCCUGGAAGGUCUAGUACUUACUCAUUGCAAUUUCAGUUCUUAUGAACCUGAGUUAUUUCCAGGAUUAAUUUAUCGAAUGGUUCGACCUCGUAUAGUGCUGCUAAUUUUUGUGUCCGGUAAAGUGGUGCUAACUGGUGCAAAAGUACGCCAGGAAAUCUAUGAAGCCUUCGACAAGAUAUUUCCUAUUCUUAAAAAGUUCAAAAAACAAUCUUAACAACAGUUCGUUUAUUGUUUUUGCUGAAGUUAUUAAUUCAACUGCAAAAAGAAUUUUGCAUUAAAUGACUUCUCUGCUUACGGUUGGUUGCUAACAAUGCAGUUGUUUUUGGAUGAAUCAGGGAGUUAUUUUUCUACGCAUUAAAGUUAUAUAUAAUGUAUGCGUGGAAAGCUAGAUAAGUAUAUUAUAGUUUAUUUAAUAAGUAUGUAUAUUAAAUUUAGAAGCAACGGGUUUAUAAGCCGUAAUCUAUAAAUAUAAUCUAAUUUUAUACGGCAUGUUCUAAUAUUUGUAAUUAAUUUAGUUCUUCGUUUAAUAUAUAUAAAAUAAACUGAAAA
Molecule: messenger RNA, 1691 nt
Organism: Bactrocera oleae (olive fruit fly)
Lineage: Eukaryota; Metazoa; Arthropoda; Insecta; Diptera; Tephritidae
Gene: Tbp
Product: TATA binding protein
Biological process (GO): DNA-templated transcription initiation
Molecular function (GO): DNA binding; RNA polymerase II general transcription initiation factor activity
Source: RefSeq, a predicted model, not a curated record